Messenger RNA from Platichthys flesus (European flounder), 2638 nucleotides. RefSeq names its product G1 to S phase transition 1 (gene gspt1). Lineage: Eukaryota; Metazoa; Chordata; Actinopteri; Pleuronectiformes; Pleuronectidae. The record is from RefSeq and is a predicted model, not a curated record. Gene Ontology annotation, biological process: translation. Bases 176 to 1939 code for a protein of 587 amino acids. Gene Ontology annotation, cellular component: translation release factor complex. Gene Ontology annotation, molecular function: translation release factor activity; GTP binding; GTPase activity. The transcript is spliced from 14 exons.
GGGCUACAGGAUCCAUAUGCUCUCCGGUGCACGGCUUCACAAAGCUAUGGGGACUUCUCAAAACGGGUCACUAAGAGUCUGAAACACACCGGCAACUACACGCGUUCCAACCGAGUCACAUACACCACCCGCGUCUGUCACUGACGGGGAGCUGUCAACUCCGGAGAAAGGAGCCAUGGACCCGAGAGACACAGCCCCGGAUUCGUGGGAGCUGGAGGAGGAUGCCGAGGCCCCGGCUGCUGCCGCGGCGGCGGAGCUCCCGGGCGCCCUAGCCGCACUCAACGUCAACGCCAGGCCGUUCGUCCCCAACGUGAACGCCGCGGUGUUCGUGCCGACCUUCCUUCAUAGCGGCGGCGCGGAAUUGCCACUCGCAGACGGUGCCCCUGAUCCAGCGGCCGGCAUGGACGUGGCGGAGACAGCCGUUCCAGCUCCGGUGGAGAAUGGAGGCACAGAGGCAGACAUGACCACGGAGGAAGAGACGUGGGAGCAGAAGGAGGAGCCACGAGGAGGUGGCGGAGGAUUGGAGGACCUGGGGACAGGAGGAGAGUGCGAGGAAGGCGCCGCGGGGAAAGAGGACGAGGAGAUGAUGGAGGAGGAAGAGGAGGAGAUACCAGUACCCAAAAUGGCUCCGGCACCUCCAGACGCCCCAAAGAAAGAACACGUUAAUGUGGUCUUUAUCGGUCACGUAGAUGCCGGCAAAUCAACUAUUGGAGGACAGAUAAUGUACUUAACUGGAAUGGUGGAGAAGCGAACCCUCGAAAAAUAUGAAAGGGAAGCGAAAGAGAAGAACAGGGAGACAUGGUACCUGUCGUGGGCUCUGGACACGAACCAGGAGGAGAGAGACAAAGGAAAGACGGUGGAGGUUGGCAGAGCUUAUUUUGAGACUGAGAAAAAACAUUUCACCAUCCUCGAUGCCCCCGGACACAAAAGCUUUGUCCCCAACAUGAUCGGUGGAGCGUCGCAAGCUGACCUGGCAGUCCUGGUGAUUUCUGCGAGGAAGGGGGAGUUUGAGACCGGCUUUGAGAAGGGUGGACAGACCCGGGAACACGCCAUGCUGGCUAAAACGGCAGGAGUCAAGCAUCUCAUUGUCCUGGUUAACAAGAUGGAUGACCCCACUGUCCACUGGAGCCUGGAAAGGUAUGAGGAGUGUAAGGAGAAGCUGGUGCCAUUUCUGAAGAAGGUGGGCUUCAACCCCAAGAAGGACAUCCACUUUAUGCCUUGUUCUGGACUCACAGGUUCCAACCUCAAGGACCCUGUACCUGAAUGCACCUGGUACACUGGUUUGCCAUUCAUUUCCCACCUGGACAGUUUGCCAAACUUCACCAGAUCCACUGAUGCAGCAGUCAGACUACCAAUCGUUGACAAGUACAAGGAUAUGGGCACGGUCAUCCUUGGGAAGCUGGAGUCUGGAACCAUCAGCAAAGCCCAGCAGCUGGUCAUGAUGCCAAACAGGCAUACAGUGGAGGUACUGAGCCUGCUAAGCGAUGAUGUGGAGACGGACGAUGCAACUCCAGGGGAGAAUCUGAAGUUGCGGCUGAAAGGCAUCGAGGAGGAAGAAAUCCUGCCUGGGUUUAUUCUCUGCAGCCCCGACAACCUCUGCCACUCCGGUCGCACCUUUGAUGCACAGAUCGUCAUCAUUGAACACAAAUCAAUUAUUUGUCCUGGUUACAAUGCAGUCCUUCACAUCCACACCUGCAUUGAAGAAAUUCAAAUCACAGCCUUAAUCUGCAUGGUGGACAAGAAAAGUGGAGAGAAAAGCAAAACACGACCACGCUUUGUAAAGCAGGACCAGGUCUGUAUCGCAAGGCUCCGGGCAGCAGGGGUCAUCUGCUUAGAAACCUUCAAAGACUUCCCUCAAAUGGGACGAUUCACGCUGCGAGAUGAAGGCAAAACCAUCGCCAUCGGCAAAGUGCUGAAACUUGUGCCAGAAAAGGACUAAAUGCAACGAUGGAGCCGAUGCAGCCUGCAUGGAGUUCUUCCACUCGUUACCAGAGGAGAAACGCUGCUAGAGCCACCCAAAACAGCCACUCUCUCUUUACACACAACUAUGCUGAAGAGAAGGACAAGGAGCAAAGGAGGAGAAUAAAAUGUUUUGUCUAAUAAAGGAAACAGGACUGAAUCAGUUUUUAUGAUGAUGAACAAUAUGAAACGAGAGACCAAGUCCAGUGUGUCAGCUUUCUCAUAUUGAGAGCUCAGCUAUGCCACUAAUGUAGCUACACGUCCCCCUUCUGUACUGCCAUGGCUAACCGUGCUGUCGGCUGGCCACGCCAUUUGUUUUGAGAAUGGAGAUGGAUGCAGUGAUAAUGGGUUUGGGAAAGAAAACAGUCAUAAGCUACAGAAUGAUUUCAUAAUGUGGAAAAGAGCAGAGUCAGCCUGUAAUUCUAAUUUGCAAAGUCCAUCACCCUUUUUAAAGGAGUGGGAUGAAGAAUCUGAUGGCGGUUUUAUUUGGUUUAAGGAUUGCUGUACCGAAAUGUCUUAGUUUGGUCUCUCGCCACAUGUGAUGGUUAAAUUAUGGAUUGAAUUCACACACACACACACACACACACCUGAUGAACCAAGGAUAAAAAACGCUCAUACAAACAUACACGCAACUGUUACAUAACAUGAACCGGAAAUAAAGAUCAACCUGCAAUGGAAA